AUGGAAGCGGUUGUCCGACAGGCAGAUGUAGUUCCGAAAAAGUCGAAAUUUGCUUAUAGUGUUGGACAUGUUCUCAAUGAUCUCAGUGCGUCAAUGUGGUUUUCAUAUUUACUUGUGUUCUACCAUCGUGUAGUGAAUUUUUCGAAUGCAUCCGCUGGUUACUUGCUACUAAUUGGACAAGUUGCUGAUGCGAUAUCGACGACAUUUGUUGGUUUCGAAUCUGAUCGAACUCGGACAGGCUUGUUUCAUUAUGGACGACGAAAAACAUGGCAUCUUGUCGGAGUUAUUUGUGUACUGUGUUCGUUUCCAUUCUGUUUUAACUUAUGUAUCCAAUGUAAACAUAGUGAUUUGUGGGCACAAUUUAUUUAUUACUCGAUGUUUAUUAUUAUAUUUCAAUUUGGUUGGUCGUGUUCACAAAUCACGCAUUUAGCAAUGAUCAAUGAAUUGACACAUAAAGAUGGUGAACGUGUUGCAUUAAACUCGUAUCGCUAUGCUUGGACAGUUAUUUCGAAUAUUUUUGUUUAUGCAAUAGCCAGUGUUCUCCUAGGUGUACAUUCCAGUGCUGAUGAAACUGAUAUAACAGCCGCUGACGCACAUAUUUUUCGAACAUUGACGUUUAUUGUGAUUGGUAUUGGUCUUGUUUGUAUGGUUAUUUUUCACGUUGGUUUACGAGAAUCUGAGCAACCAGCUGAGGAAACUGAACAUCGAUUACAAUUAUCGAUGACAUCGAGCGGAAGAUUGAAGCGCAUGACAUGGAAGACAUUCUUACGUGAAAAGGAAUUCUAUCAAUGUGCUUUCAUUUGGAUGUGUGCCCGAGUUAUUCUCAAUGUUACGCAAGUAUUUUUGCCAUUGUACAUCAUUGAUUCAAUCUCUACAUUAAAUCGUGCUUUCGUUGCUAUUGCUCCCUUAUGUUCAUAUGUUAGUGGUUUAUUGGCAUCCUUUCCUAUGCGUGCAAUCAACAAACGACUCGGUCGAAAAUCAACGAUCGUCCUUGGUUUAUCGUUUACAUUAGCUAGCACUGCUCUAUUUUGGUUUAUCAUUGAUUUGAAAGAUAAUUUGUCGAUGGAAAUUGCUCUCAUAGCAGCUUGUGUAUUACUUGGUAUUGGAACGUCUACGACAAAUAUUUGUUCAUUUUCAUUAACGUCAGAUUUGAUUGGUUUGAACACCGAAUGUGGAGCAUUUGUCUAUGGAAUCAUGUCAUUCGCAGAUAAACUCGCUAAUGGAAUAGUGAUUGCUAUUAUUCAACAAUUUAAUCCAUGUAUAUUAGCUUCAACUACUACCUGUGCGUCUUAUUAUCGCUAUAUUUUAACAUUCAUUCCAAUUGGUGUCGCUGUUUUGACAAUUCUUAUGACAUUGACCAUGUGGAAGACGAAUGUGGGCGGCAAUCGGCAUGAAGUGAUUGUUGAAGGUCGAACUGACGUACAAACAUCAGAUGAAAAUGAAUACAAUGAACGAAGUCCGUUAAUCGCUUGA
Adineta ricciae is the source of this 1473-nucleotide messenger RNA. Lineage: Eukaryota; Metazoa; Rotifera; Eurotatoria; Adinetida; Adinetidae. The record is from the annotation of a GenBank genome assembly.